Carassius auratus (goldfish) is the source of this 2261-nucleotide messenger RNA. It is a transcript of the gene nfkbid, whose product is annotated as nuclear factor of kappa light polypeptide gene enhancer in B-cells inhibitor, delta. Gene Ontology annotation, cellular component: nucleus. Gene Ontology annotation, biological process: regulation of gene expression. Gene Ontology annotation, molecular function: protein binding. The coding region runs from base 172 to 1629 and encodes 485 amino acids. Lineage: Eukaryota; Metazoa; Chordata; Actinopteri; Cypriniformes; Cyprinidae. The record is from RefSeq and is a predicted model, not a curated record. The transcript has 12 exons.
CUGGCAGAAUACAACGUGGUCUCUGUAUACAUAGUGGAACGUGCCGGAGUCAGUUAAUAACAGGCAGUGACUCGAGGAGUUGACAUUUAUCAGAGGCUGCUCUGCGUCUGACAUCAUUCAUUUCACCUGGCGUGGGAGCCGAGAAUUAAAGACAGACAAAGGGAUUCUGACAUGCACUUUCAGAAAUCACCGAAGGAAAAGGCGUGUUACCCUCUGCCCACAGUGAAGAAACUCCUGGAGCAGAAGAGAAAGAGAGAGACCUCCUCAGCACCACCCUCCUGCUCUGCAGCAUCGUACACUGCAUCUGUCCCAGUGUUGGCAUCAGAACAAUCUCCCACUGCCGGAGCCAGUGCAAGCUACACAGACAUGGGAGCAGUCGGAUAUGACCGAUGGGAAGUUCCCAGCAUUCUUCAGGCACAUUCCUCACUACAGCAGUGCAGCCCUUUCACAUUCAUGCCUAGUUCCUCCGCUGCACCAAACUUUACCCAAACUGGACAGACGCUUGCCACUGGCUACAGCCCUCAGCAAAUGCAAGACUGCCAGGAUGCUCAGACAACACAGCAAUAUUCUAUAACAGAGUGCCCUGUAACUGCAGCCGGGACUGAUAUGACUGGGACUGUCCCCAUUCAGACCUCUGGCUUGUGCUGGCCAUCUGAGUCCAGAGCAGCGGAUCACACAAGCCCAUACCUUCUCCAAGAGUUCAGGCCCCAGAUGGAUAUGGUGAAGCUGCAGGAGGCCAGAGUCUUCCUGCAGAACAUGGAUUACAGUAGGACCACCUGGCAGGAUGAUGAUGGGGACACCAUUCUACAUAUCUACACCGCGAAAGGCCUGAGGGAAUAUGCUUUUGCUGCUGCGGAGAAACUUAGUGAACUGGGGAAGUUGGAUUCUAAAGAACACAAGGGCAAGACUGCUUUGCUUGUGGCUGUAACUGCCAAUCAGCCAGAUAUAGUCCAGGAUCUACUCUCCCUAGGAGCGGACAUCAGCAUCUGUGACGUCAACGGUCAAACUGCACUCCACCUGGCUGCCACCUAUGGUUUCCCUCGUAUCAUGCAGGUUGUUCUCUAUGCUGGACUGCGAGUGGACCUGGAGGCUCGUAAUUUUGAAGGUCUGACUCCUCUGCAUUGUGCAGUGAUCUCUCACUGUGCCACGAUAAAGGCUAUAAAUGCCUCCUCAUCCUCAACAUGGAUACCUGAUGGCAGUCUCCAGACUCAAGCAGAAGACAAACUGCUGUGUUUGCGGCUUCUUAUUAAUGCGGGAGCUUCAGUUCUCAGCCAGGAAAUCAAAAGCAACAAGACAGUUCUUCACCUGGCAGUGAAGGAGGGGAAUAUCCAUCUUGUGCGCUUCCUCCUCAGCCUCCAAUUCUCCAGUAUGCAGGCGUUCAUCAACAUGAAAGCUCAUGGGCACACUGCCCUACACAUGGCCGCGGGGCUGCACGGAAGCCCCUUUCAGGAGGAACUGAUCCGGCUGCUGCUGAGUCGAGGUGCUGAUCCCAGCAUCCGCAACCUGGAGAACGACCAGCCCGCUCAUUUGCUCCAGAGCGGAGACAAAGGAGAGAGACUCAAGCUCAUCUUGAAGAAGAAAAGUGCCUCCUCUAGGCGACGUUUUACAUCCUUACAGGACCAAGAGUGACCAGGACUGAUUUUUAGUCCCAGCGUUUCCCACCUUCUCCAUUAGAAAUGCAAUCAUCAGGAUUUAAUAAUAGUAAGCACACAAAACAUUCAUCUUGAUCAUUUUGCUAACCGUUCAUCAUCAAGAUGUGAAUAAUAAUAAAAAAAAUGUUAAGAUCAGAAAGAGCUUUAAAAAUAAGACCAAAAAUGUAAUCUAUGGAGAAGAAUGGGUUGAUCUUUAGUAUCCUUUUUUUUGAGGAUUUUCACAUAUUACAUCAUUUUUAGUAUGACAGUGUAUUUUUUGAAGGAUCUUUCACUGAUUCUGUACCAUAAAGCUGCUUCCCAGUUUAUUUAAAGACGAAUGCAAAUUUAAGUAUGUUCUUGAAUAGUGAUUUCAAUGAAAUCGUCAUGAGGACUGUCAGUACCAGUCGAGUUUCCAUCUUUGAUUAUAAACCAUAUUGGUUUGCAUUUUUAACUCACUGUAUCAGUGGGAUAUUCUUCAUUUGUUUUGAGAUGUAUUUAUAUAGCUUUUGGCUGGUAUACGUUGCAUAUUCUCUGCGCUCGUGCUCAUGUUACUUUCACUCAGGGUGAAGAUCAGUUAUUUAUUUCAUUCUUUGAUAUGAAUGACAUCAGUUCUCUAUGUAAUGCACUUUU